Thermothelomyces thermophilus ATCC 42464 is the source of this 1198-nucleotide messenger RNA. RefSeq lists its product as uncharacterized. Gene Ontology annotation, molecular function: structural constituent of ribosome; RNA binding. The coding region runs from base 190 to 801 and encodes 203 amino acids. Gene Ontology annotation, cellular component: ribosome; cytosolic large ribosomal subunit. Lineage: Eukaryota; Fungi; Ascomycota; Sordariomycetes; Sordariales; Chaetomiaceae. Gene Ontology annotation, biological process: cytoplasmic translation. The transcript is spliced from 4 exons. The record is from RefSeq and is a predicted model, not a curated record.
GUGGAGUUGUGGAGUUAAUUCUGUGGGGCUCGGACCACCACGCUAAUCAAAACAGGCUUAGCUCCACAGCCCUUCGGUUAGGGCUUUCGCUUUUGCACAAUCGCAGCGUUUCUCGAAAUUUUGCUCUUCGACCCUCACGAACUUGGCGAAUUCCAGCGAUACUAACAACAGGAAUUCGAGGCUGACAAGAUGGGUGCCCUCAAGUACCUCGAGGAGCUGUCGAAGAAGAAGCAGUCCGAUGUGGUCCGCUUCCUUCUCCGCGUCCGCUGCUGGGAGCUCCGCCAGUUGAACGUCAUCCACCGUGCCUCGAGGCCCAGCCGCCCCGACAAGGCCCGCCGCCUCGGCUACAAGGCCAAGCAGGGCUAUGUCAUCUACCGCGUGCGUGUCCGCCGCGGUGGCCGCAAGCGCCCUGCCCCCAAGGGUGCCACUUAUGGCAAGCCCACGAACCAGGGUAUCAACCAGCUCAAGUACCAGCGCUCGCUUAAGGCUACCGCCGAGGAGCGUGUCGGUCGCCGCUGCGCCAACCUCCGUGUCCUGAACUCCUACUGGAUCAACCAGGACUCUACCUACAAGUACUACGAGGUUAUUCUGGUCGACCCCCAGCACAAGGCGAUCCGCCGCGACCCCCGCAUCAACUGGAUCGUCAACCCCGUCCACAAGCACCGCGAGGCCCGCGGCCUUACCUCCACCGGCAAGAAGUCGCGCGGUCUCAACAAGGGCCACCGCUACAACAAGACCCGCGCUGGCCGCAGAAAGACCUGGAAGCGCCACAACACUCUGUCCCUGUGGCGCUACCGGUAAACGUCUCGACGGAGACGGCCGUGAUUACCGAUCUGGCGUCUCGGACGGUGUUUCGGCUUUGGUUCUUCUGUUUCGUGUUGUGGAGUGGCAUCUGGGACAGGCUGGCUCGCAUGAGGAGUACGACGAAGCCAAGCAGCGUCAUGUUGACGUUCGGCAGCAGUGGAAUGGGGCAUUCGGUUUAGCUGAGCAAAAAAGGAAUGGACAGGUGCCCUGUGAGGUGCUCAUGAUAAUUGUCCGCAAUCUCUGCGUUUAUGAAUGGCAUUGUGAUUCCCCGGCUUGGGAGUUGGGUUUGCUUUCUCCUAUGCUUUCGUCUCCCGCCCGGUGCUUUCUCGUCUUUGGCGGCCUCGCGACUUUGCCAUGGUUUUGAAAACCUUUACUGCGUCUCUCCUCCCAUCCC